Molecule: messenger RNA, 3822 nt
Organism: Telopea speciosissima
Lineage: Eukaryota; Viridiplantae; Streptophyta; Magnoliopsida; Proteales; Proteaceae
Product: cellulose synthase-like protein D3
Exons: 3
Coding region: 369-3815 (1148 amino acids)
Biological process (GO): cellulose biosynthetic process; plant-type primary cell wall biogenesis
Cellular component (GO): trans-Golgi network; plasma membrane
Molecular function (GO): cellulose synthase (UDP-forming) activity; mannan synthase activity
Source: RefSeq, a predicted model, not a curated record
UUCUGCUUCGAUCUCCAUUGAAGCUCGAAGUUGCUGAAAGGUGUGGUUUUGCUGCCGCUGUUUAUGCUUUACAUUUUUCUUGUGCUCUUAACUUUUGCAGAAUCUUCUGUUUCUUUUUGCUCCAAAGUGACGUUUGAAGCUUUUUUUUUACCGUUUGCUACUUUCCUUUGAAAUACUUGUCCAAAAGCUUCAAAUCGGUGCUUCAAGGAUGAUUUUAAUGUUGAUCUACUAGACUUUCGUAUCUUCCUUCUUUUGUCAAGAUUUCCUCUAAUCUAAGGUUCUAAGCGCUUUCAUAUUUUUUUCGCAACACAAACAUUGCUCAAAGAGUUCGUCUUUUGUGAGAUUUCAGGAUCUGGUAGGAUUUUGGUAUGGCGUCAAAAAACUUUCAGCCUAGCCGGUCGAAUGUAUCGACGACAUCUGAUGGUUCUGAAGCACUACAGGGGAGGCCUCCUAUUCCUCAACAUGUGACGUUUGCUCGGAGGACUUCAUCCGGUCGCUAUGUUAGCUACUCGAGGGAGUCGAAUGACCUUGAUAGUGAAGUUGGUAAUCCUGAAUACAUGAACUACACGGUGCACAUACCACCAACUCCUGAUAAUCAGCCCAUGGAUCCAACCAUCUCACAGAAGGUUGAAGAACAGUAUGUGUCAAAUUCUCUUUUCACUGGUGGGUUCAACAGUGUCACUCGAGCUCAUCUCAUGGAUAAGGUGAUUGAAUCUGAAGCAAAUCAUCCCCAGAUGGCUGGUGCCAAGGGAUCUUCGUGUGCUGUACCUGGGUGUGAUGGGAAAGUCAUGAGUGAUGAGCGAGGACAAGACAUCCUUCCUUGUGAAUGUGAUUUUAAGAUCUGCAGGGAUUGCUAUUUUGAUGCUGUUAAGACUGGUAGUGCAAUAUGCCCUGGGUGCAAGGAGUCAUAUAGGACUGCAGAUUUAGAUGAGAUGGCUGCUGAUGAUGGACAGCCACUGUCGCUGCCACCGGCAGCAGGGGUGUCCAAGAUGGAAAGGAGGUUGUCUUUGAUGAAAUCAACCAAAUCGGUGUUAAUGAGGAGUGAGACUCGGGACUUCGAUCAUAACCGAUGGCUGUUUGAAACCAAGGGGACAUAUGGGUAUGGGAAUGCUAUAUGGCCUCAGGAGGGGACUUUUUCGGAUGACAAGGAUGAUGGGAUUCAUGAGUCUGCAGAACUAGUGAGUAAACCUUGGAGGCCGCUUACACGCAAACUAAAGAUCCCUGCUGCGGUUAUUAGCCCGUAUAGGCUUCUAAUAUUUAUUCGAAUGAUUGCUCUUGUUCUGUUCCUGAUGUGGAGAGUUAUGAACGUAAACACGCAGGCAGUCUGGCUGUGGGGUAUGUCUGUGGUCUGCGAGAUCUGGUUUGCGUUUUCUUGGCUGCUUGAUCAGCUGCCAAAGCUCAAUCCUGUUAACCGUUCCACUGAUCUUGCUGUGCUGAAAGAGAAAUUUGAAACUUCUGGACCCCAUAAUCCCACUGGAAAAUCUGAUCUUCCAGGCAUAGAUAUCUUUGUCUCUACUGCAGAUCCUGAGAAGGAGCCACCUCUAGUCACUUCAAACACCAUCCUUUCAAUCCUUGCAGCUGAUUAUCCUGUUGAAAAGCUUGCUUGCUAUGUUUCAGAUGAUGGUGGUGCUCUUCUUACCUUUGAGGCCAUGGCCGAAGCAGCAAGUUUUGCCAAUUUGUGGGUUCCUUUCUGCCGGAAACAUGCCAUUGAACCCAGGAACCCAGAGACUUACUUUAAUCUGAAGAGAGAUCCUUAUAAGAACAAGGUGCGCCCUGAUUUUGUCAAGGACCGUAGACGAGUGAAACGUGAGUAUGAUGAGUUCAAGGUACGGAUUAAUGGCCUACCUGAUGCUAUUCGUCGCCGUUCUGAUGCCUAUCAUGCUCGGGAGGAGAUCAAAGCUAUGAAGCUGCAGAGACAAAAUGCAAGAGAAGAUGAACUUGCGGAGGUUGUGAAAGUUCCAAAAGCUACUUGGAUGGCUGAUGGAACGCACUGGCCUGGCACUUGGUUGCAUCCUGGGGUGGAGCACUCAAAAGGUGAUCAUGCUGGUAUCAUACAGGUGAUGUUGAAGCCUCCCAGUGAUGAACCAUUACAAGGCACUGCUGAUGAGACAAAGCUCAUUGAUCUCACUGAAGUGGAUAUCCGCCUUCCCUUGCUUGUCUAUGUUUCCCGUGAGAAACGGCCAGGAUAUGAUCACAACAAGAAGGCAGGGGCCAUGAAUGCCCUUGUUCGGGCCUCUGCAAUUAUGUCCAAUGGCCCCUUCAUCCUCAACCUGGAUUGUGACCACUACAUCUACAAUUCCCAGGCAAUGAGAGAAGGCAUGUGCUUCAUGAUGGACCGUGGUGGUGAUCGCCUUUGUUAUAUCCAAUUCCCUCAGAGGUUUGAGGGUAUUGACCCCUCUGAUCGCUAUGCGAACCACAAUACUGUCUUCUUUGAUGGUAACAUGAGGGCCCUUGAUGGUCUUCAGGGUCCUGUAUAUGUGGGAACUGGAUGCCUUUUCCGCAGGAUAGCCCUCUAUGGCUUUGACCCACCUCGAUCAAAAGAUCACAGCUCUGGUUGCUGUAGCUGCUGUUUGGGCCCUCGCAAACGUAAGGCAUCAGUUGCCAAUACCCCUGAAGAGAACCGGGCCCUUCGAAUGGGAGAUGAUGAUGAUGAUGAAAUGAACCUUGCUCUGUUUCCCAAAAAGUUUGGCAACUCAUCGAUCCUUGUGGAUUCAAUCCCUGUGGCAGAAUACCAAGGCCGCCCCCUUGCUGAUCACCCAUCUGUGAAGAAUGGACGUCCACCAGGUGCUCUGACAAUUCCUCGUGAUCUUCUUGAUGCUUCUACAGUUGCAGAGGCAAUCAGUGUCAUCUCUUGCUGGUAUGAGGAUAAGACCGAGUGGGGUCAACGUGUUGGAUGGAUUUAUGGGUCUGUGACGGAAGAUGUUGUGACAGGAUAUCGGAUGCACAACAGAGGAUGGAAAUCUGUUUAUUGUGUGACCAAGCGUGAUGCCUUCCGAGGGACAGCCCCAAUCAAUCUCACCGAUCGGCUUCACCAGGUCCUCCGGUGGGCCACUGGCUCUGUUGAGAUAUUCUUCUCUCGUAAUAAUGCCCUUCUGGCCAGCUCAAAAAUGCAGUUUCUGCAGAGGAUUGCCUACCUCAAUGUCGGACUCUAUCCCUUCACCUCUAUCUUUCUCAUUGUUUAUUGUUUCCUUCCAGCACUCUCCCUCUUCUCUGGCCAGUUCAUUGUGCAGACCCUCAAUGUCCAAUUCCUUGUUUACCUACUGGCCAUCACUGUGACCCUUUGCAUGCUUGCCAUACUGGAGGUCAGGUGGUCAGGUAUUGAGCUAGAGGAAUGGUGGAGGAAUGAGCAGUUCUGGCUUAUUGGAGGCACAAGUGCUCACCUUGCUGCUGUUCUUCAGGGUCUACUGAAAGUAGUUGCUGGGAUUGAGAUUUCAUUCACAUUGACAUCCAAAUCGGGUGGUGAUGACUUGGACGACGAAUUUGCUGAUCUCUAUGUUGUCAAGUGGACAUCUCUUAUGAUUCCACCCAUCACAAUCAUUAUGGUGAACUUGAUUGCAAUUGCUGUUGCAUUCAGCAGGACCAUUUAUAGUACUAUACCACAAUGGAGCCAAUUGAUUGGUGGGGUUUUCUUCAGCUUCUGGGUCCUGGCACAUCUUUACCCUUUCGCCAAAGGUUUGAUGGGAAGAAGAGGUAGAACACCCACAAUUGUGUAUGUGUGGUCAGGUCUCAUUGCAAUCACCAUAUCCCUCCUCUGGGUGGCAAUCAGCCCCCCUUCGGGCAGUACUACUAUCGGGUCUGGGUUCCAAUUCCCUUGACUCAUUA